This is a messenger RNA of Bactrocera tryoni, 1887 nucleotides long. It is a transcript of the gene Pp1alpha-96A, whose product is annotated as serine/threonine-protein phosphatase alpha-1 isoform. Gene Ontology annotation, molecular function: protein serine/threonine phosphatase activity. The record is from RefSeq and is a predicted model, not a curated record. Bases 615 to 1598 code for a protein of 327 amino acids. Lineage: Eukaryota; Metazoa; Arthropoda; Insecta; Diptera; Tephritidae. The transcript has 8 exons. Gene Ontology annotation, cellular component: cytoplasm; nucleus.
CACACGGUAGAAAGUGUAUAAAUAACGAUUUUUCUUAUUGAAAAGCACAAAAGGAGAUUUCUACAGGAAAUAUAUUGUUUGUUGGCAAUACAUUUAACUUUUAUGUAAACGAUAUCAAAACGAAUUCAAUAGACUUAAUGUGUGAGUGAUGAAAAUUGUUGAGCAAGGUGUGAAAACCUAAUCGGUACUACGUUGUGUCUCCAAACCACCCACCCGCCACCCAGAGGAAAAAAUCGAAUGUGUGAUUAACGACGAUAAACUGUUGUUUUUGCCAUUUCUUGCCAACAAUAAAAGUAUAAACGCGUCUCCUUACACGCAAUAUAUUAGUUGUGUACGUAAAAAGGCUAAUAUUUUGCCCACUAUUAUAUGACUGUUUUUGAAAAUAAUUAAAUAAAUGAAUUGAUAAUUAAUUUCACAUAUUAAGUACACAAGCAAAUAAAAAGUGUCUACAUAUGAUACGCAAUUGAAGAAAUUAUAUACCUAAAUUAGUAAUUUGUACAAAAGUUGGGUAAAACGGGAAGCACAACCAUACAAGCUGCGUCGUCAGCGACGUACAAACGGACCACAACAAACAGGUGGUGGUUUAGUUUUGGGUACUUUGGCGUGAGCCCGUCAUGUCCGACAUCAUGAACAUCGAUAGCAUUAUUUCACGAUUAUUAGAAGUGCGCGGCGCACGUCCUGGAAAAAAUGUUCAACUAUCUGAAAGUGAAAUACGUGGUCUAUGCCUCAAGUCACGUGAAAUAUUCUUAUCGCAACCUAUUCUACUAGAACUGGAAGCACCUUUGAAAAUUUGCGGCGAUAUCCAUGGUCAAUAUUACGAUCUGCUUCGUCUUUUUGAAUACGGCGGUUUUCCACCAGAAUCGAAUUAUCUAUUUUUGGGCGACUAUGUCGAUCGUGGCAAGCAGUCAUUGGAGACUAUUUGUCUGUUACUGGCUUACAAAAUUAAAUAUUCAGAGAACUUUUUCUUGCUGCGUGGAAAUCACGAAUGCGCCAGCAUAAAUAGAAUUUACGGUUUUUACGACGAGUGCAAACGUCGGUAUACAAUAAAGCUGUGGAAAACGUUUACAGAUUGCUUUAAUUGUUUGCCUGUCGCGGCUAUUGUUGAUGAAAAAAUUUUCUGCUGUCACGGUGGUCUCAGUCCCGAUUUGUCGUCAAUGGAGCAAAUUAGACGCAUUAUGCGUCCAACAGAUGUGCCCGAUCAGGGUUUACUAUGUGAUCUCUUGUGGUCAGAUCCUGAUAAGGAUACAAUGGGUUGGGGAGAAAAUGAUCGUGGUGUGAGCUUCACAUUUGGCGCUGAGGUUGUUGGGAAAUUUUUACAAAAGCACGACUUCGAUUUGAUAUGUCGCGCGCAUCAGGUUGUUGAAGAUGGUUAUGAGUUCUUUGCUAAAAGACAAUUAGUCACACUCUUUUCGGCACCAAAUUACUGUGGUGAAUUUGACAAUGCAGGUGCAAUGAUGUCUGUGGAUGAUACACUUAUGUGUUCUUUCCAAAUACUGAAGCCGGCUGAUAAGCGCCGCUUCGUCUAUCCGAAUUUCGGCAGUUCAGCGCGUCCGUUAACUCCGCCACGCGGUGCCAAUAAUAAAAACAAAAAGAAAUAAAUAAAUGUGCAAACUUAGUAGAAUUAAAAAGAAAAUAAUUAUACAAAUUCAAAAGGCGGCACGAUAAAGGCGUAAUUCAAAAAAUUGUUAAAUAAUGCAGAAAACGAAAACAUAACAAACAGAGAUGUAAAGAAAAAACAUAAAAGGCACUGCAAUAACAAAACCUUACAAAUAGUGCAAAUAAAAGUAAGAAGGACGAAGACGAAAAAGCUGUAAAGUACGCAGCUGCCACACAAAAUCACAUAAUUUGUAUUUGUGUAAGCCUAUACACAAUAAUAAUCACCAACAA